Eriocheir sinensis (Chinese mitten crab) is the source of this 7640-nucleotide messenger RNA. It is a transcript of the gene Ilk, whose product is annotated as integrin-linked protein kinase homolog pat-4-like. The transcript has 10 exons. Gene Ontology annotation, biological process: cell-matrix adhesion; integrin-mediated signaling pathway; protein phosphorylation. The coding region runs from base 80 to 1429 and encodes 449 amino acids. Gene Ontology annotation, cellular component: focal adhesion; stress fiber. Gene Ontology annotation, molecular function: protein binding; ATP binding; protein kinase activity. The record is from RefSeq and is a predicted model, not a curated record. NCBI's taxonomy places the organism in Eukaryota, Metazoa, Arthropoda, Malacostraca, Decapoda, Varunidae.
GCGCAGAGGCGAGAGUCAUCUGUUCAGUGUUUACCGGAGAGGUGUGGUGAAGGGGGACGGACGCCAGAUGCUGUGAGCCAUGGAGGACAUCUUCCACUGGUGUCGUGAGGGCAACACGGUGCAGGUGCGGCUGUGGCUGGAUGACACCGAACACGACCUCAACCAGGGGGACGACCAUGGGUUCUCGCUGCUGCACUGGGCAGCCAAGGAGGGCCACCUUUCCAUUGUUGACAUGCUGGUGAGCCGCGGCGCGCGCAUCAACCCAACCAACCUUGGGGACGACAUACCCCUUCACCUGGCUGUGGCCCACGGACACAGGGAUGUUGUCACUAUUCUGCUGCGACACAAAGCAGAUGUGAACUUCAUUAAUGAGCACGGCAACACGCCCUUGCACUAUGCCUGUUUCUGGGGCUACGCACAGAUCGCCGAGGACUUGGUGCAUUACGGGGCCUCCGUCUCUAUCGCCAACAAGUAUGGGGACGUCCCCCUCGACAAGUGCCGGGGUGCCAUGGCCAAGAAGCUCCACAAUAUGGCUGUGGACAGUGGACAGAACCUCGAGAAAGUCGCUUUCAAGGACCAGAGUUGGCUGGGCCUCAAGACCCGAAGCCGAGAUGCCACGCUGUCUCGCCACAAGGGCAUCAACAUCAAUGAGCUGGCCCUGCACACCAAGAUGGCCGUAAGUCCCUCUGGGGAGCUGUGGCGUGGCAAGUGGCAGGGCAAUGAGAUCGUGGCCAAGAUCCUUGCCCUCAGGGAGUGCUCCAGCCGCAUCUGUCGCGACUUCAAUGAGGAGUUCCCAAGACUAAGGAUAUUCUCCCACCCUAACGUGCUGCCGGUGGUGGGGUGCUGCAACAGCCCCCCGAACCUGGUGGUAAUCACACAGUACCUCCCACACGGCUCCCUCUUCAACAUGCUGCACCAGGAGAGCAACAUUGUCGUUGAAACUGCCCAGGUGCUCAAGUUUGCCCUGGACAUUGCCAAGGGAAUGGCCUUCAUCCAUUCCCUUGAGAGGCUAGUGCCCAACUUGUACCUCUCUUCCAAGCAUGUCAUGAUUGAUGAUGACCUCACGGCCCGUGUCAGCAUGGCAGACGCUAAGUUCUCAUUCCAGGAGAGAGGGAAGAUAUAUUCACCCCAGUGGUUCUCACCUGAAGCCCUCCAGAAGAAACCCAAGGACCUGAAUGUCAAGGCAUCAGACAUGUGGAGUUUUGCAGUGACCCUGUGGGAGAUGGCGACGAGGGAGGUGCCAUUUGCUGACCUCCCCCCCAUGGAGGCCGGCCUGAAGAUAGCAUUAGAGAGCCUGAGGGUGAAUGUGCCACCUGGUCUCUCGCCCCACAUCUCCAAGCUCAUCAAGAUCUGCAUGAACGAGGACCCAGGGAAGCGGCCGUCCUUUGAUAUGAUCAUCCCCAUCCUAGAGAAGAUGUGCUCCCAGUAGUGACCUCCUGCUCCGCGUCCUUCCAUCGUAAGACUGUGGGGAUCCUCUACAUGUAAUCUUGUCCUUAUUGCCCAUACAUGUGAAGGACUUUGUGUACAUUCAGUUUUAUAUGCUUUUACGAAGGCCCUGAGUACACACAUAUCUAAAACGGUGUGUAAUAAAUAGGUUCAUGUAAUAAUGAUAAUAACAACCACAUUACUUGUUCACCAAAUCAAGGCUUAUCCUGUACUCAUAAAGAAAGGUUCAUUCAAUACACCUUUAUUAUGUACACAUACAGUAUCUAUAAUCCACUGAGUAUAUUAAAUAGAGGGUCCAUGAAUAUAAUCAAGGUUCAUAUUAACAUCACCUCCCAUACGUAUAAAGAAAUGAUAGGCAGAUCUAUAACUACGAAUGAUUAGAAUUGAGAGCUUCUGUCUGCUAAAGAGAGCUUUGGAUACAUAGCAUUUUAUACAUGAAAAGCUGUUUACCUUCCCUCACUGUGUAUAAAACUACAAAUGAAUGAGUGGACUUGCUGAAUUCAAUGUGAACCUUUACCUAAGUACUGCAUAAUGAUCCUCACUCUGGUUCCCACGGUAGAUGAAUCUGAUAGAUACAAAUAUGACAGAAAUAAACAAAAUAAAGAAAAAAGAAAUAUAACAUAAAUAAACAAAUGAAUAUAUACAACAGAAUAAAUGGAUGAACAAAAAUAGAAAUUCAAAGGAAAAAAGUAAAUACAGCAGCACACUUGGAUUAUGAUACUGCCCGAGAAUAUUCUUGAUACUUGAAGAAGGAAGAAAAAUACAAAAAAAAUAAUAAUAAUAAAAACAUGAAGACUCUUAGAUAUUGAAAGAAAAUAUCAUUGAAUCCCUGAGACAUGUUUCUUGCCAAGUCCACCUCUAAAGACAAGAAUAUUUUUAGUUAGGCUUUAUGUAGAAGGAAGGUUAUGUCCACCUCUCAUUCAGCGGAGACGAAUCCCACUCACCAGUCAAGGCAAUAGAAACCCUUGCCACUGUAUCUCCCGGACAUUUAUCAGCAUGUUCAGGAGUGAGGAAGGGAGCGUAUGCGUGUGUGGGCUCAUGCAUACGCCUCUCUUUAUAAUUGUUGAAUCUAUGACCCACAUUAAUGCACACUCCUAACCAGUAACUUGUCCAUAUUUAUGUUUAUAUAUCUCUCCCACCCAUUAAUUAUUCACCAUUUGUGUUUCCAUGUUUUUUAACCAGUAAUUUAUCCACCUCUGUGUAUGUAUCUGUUUCAUGUAAUAAUUUGUUUGUUGUCUUGUUUUUGUGAAAUUGUAGACUGACAACAUUUUUUUCCUCCGUUUCAUGAUUUAAGGUUCAGAUCCUACCUCAUGUAUUCAAUUCCAUUAUUUUUGUGUCAAAUUUUUAUUGUUCACUUCGACUUUUUUCCCAAUUUAUAAUUUUUAUAAAUUAUCUUUUAUUUAUAUUUCUCAGCAUUCAUUUUCAGUGCAAUCAAUUUUUGGUGGCACAGUGUGAUUGUUGGCAUGAGAAAUUUUACCAUGAGCAGGAAAACUUAUGGAGGAAACAAAUGUACACUAUAUAACAUGGUAAUGCGAGAUUGCAAAACCUCUUGACAGCAAUACAUUUCCUCUGUUAAUAUAGUAAGGCUUUUGCAAACAUUUCCUAAUUCUAUGUUCUUCAAAGUGCAUUAUUGUACAAGUCAAUGUAUAGGUAAUGUAGCUAGUUCAAGGAAGAGAAAUUUACAUAUAGCAUAUAUAUAUUUUCUUGUCACUAUAAUUUAAUAUCAGUAAUAAGGUAUUUCCAUGAUUUUGGUAGAAAGAAGAAAUAUGUAAUUUUCAUAUUAUGAAUUAUGGUAAACACAUAUAUAUUUUCUUCUAUUUUUAAGUCUAAUCAUGUUUUUAUAGAUGAAUGAACAGUAUCCUAGGCAGUAGUACAUAUGAUCACUUUAAUAAUAACAUGCUCUCUCCAGUUAAGUAGUGUUAGCCAUCCAUCUUGGAUUUGUGUUUACAAAACACACACACAGGACUAACAGAUAGGUUCUCCACUAUGAGAUAAGAGUAAUGUCCUUGUUUUGAGCCAGUUGCCCUACUCGUGCUGUUGUAUUGUGGACCCACGUUGUCGUAGUGGUGCAGUGUCUAGCAGUCCAGUGAGGCCUUGCUCUUCUCUCUUAGGUGCAUUUUAAGACUAAAAACACUUCUGUACUCGACUCCAUUACUGCAGUAUCCCACCCACUACCAGUAAGAUAUGAAGGAUGGCAAGCCACUCAGGAGUUCUUGAAGCACUGUGGGACUCAAUGACAUAGAGUUGUAUAAAGUAUGGACUCCUCUACUAACACCAACCUGUGUUGGAGGUGACUAACCAUUCAGAAGUUCUUUAAACACCAAAUAACUCUUUGGCAAGUGGAGUUGUGCAUUGUUUAUGAAUUCAUAAACAAUCCUCAGACCUCUUCUGCCAACAAGAUUUAUAGAUGACUAAUUGUACAGAAGUUCUUUCAGCACUGAAUAAUGCUGCAGCAAAUGGAGUUGUUGUGUAAUGUUUGUGAUCUUCACUGCAUACACUUCCUUGUCACAUUUUCAGUGUCCCUUUGUAUAGCAUGAUCUCGCUGUCAAGUGCAGUCCUUAUACAUACAGCCAUCAGCCAGACCCAGUAGUGUUAAGACUCUGCUUCCAUAUGUCUGCUGAAUAGUUGCCAAAGUCUAUCUGGUAUAAUCUCAUUCUAAUGGAUCUCAGUAUGCAGAAGCUUGACUUAGAAUCAGUGAUAACUAACGCUGAUUUUUAUUAAUUAAGCUGAAGUAUUGGAAUAUACCUCGCCCUGCCUGGUGUUAGAAGCAGGGUAGUGGUCAUAAUGAGAAAAAAAAUAUUAUUGAUAAGAAGUUUUAAUGUUGGCCUUCUGCCUAACUUGGCCCACUAGAAUGAGUUUUAUUCUAAUAUUUCAAUCCAGUUCUUUGCUGCUCUGUGUAUAAUGUGUGUAUGUUUGUGUGUGUGUGUGUGUGUGUGUGUGUGUGUGUGUGUGUGUGUGUGUGUAAGAGAGAGAGAGAUAAUAUGAGCAUACAUGUGUGAGAAAGAGAUUCAUAUUUAUCUUAAUCACUAAUAAUGCCAUCACUAGACAGGAUAUGGGAUGGGGAACAGAAGCCAAAGUUUUGCCCAGUCUUGUUAAACUUGCAUCCUUGCUUAAAAUUCAUAUCUUCUGAGAUGACGGAAUGGAAAGAGAAAAGGACACAUGCAGCAUGCCAGGCACACAUAAAGAAUAGUACCUCGUAACAUGUAGAAGUGUUCUACUUUACUGAUAGUAUUAUAUUCGGCAUCAUAAAGUCCUCUAUUAAAAAAAUGAUUUAGGGUUUACAUACUAAGAAAGUCUUACAAUAUAGAACAUGCAGUAAAACAUUGUCUUAGUUUACAAAUUGUCAAAAUCUAAAUACACAGUAUUAAAAAUUUAAUUUGAUCUAUUAAUUUUUGUUCGAUUGAUGAUAGAACCCUUAACAUUGGCAUUCCUUUAUUAUUAGAAUUGUUUAUUGAAAACAAGUUUUCACUUUGAUGUGCAACUGGCAUGCUGAUGUGCCCCAUCCUCGGCAGUCCCAUGUUGGGGUCUAGGGAGGGUGGCAGUGUAGCAUAGCCUCCUUGAGUUUGGUCUUGUCUUAGUCGCCUUACGUUACUUUAAUGAAAAAUGAGAACAUCACACGUUAUCUAUGCAACUUGUAAUAUAAUAGUACUUCUCGACUUUUAUUUCAAUACCAUAGUCAUAUGUAAUGUACUGCUGCUUCCAUAGAUGAUGCAGUGACAGACGGCUGCAACCGGGAUGCCAUAUUAGAAUAUAAAACACAAAAGAGGUGGAUUCACCUUGAUGCAUUUCAACCAGUAUUCUAAUUUAAGCCUCUUUUCUGCGCAUCUAUGGAAAACAUUGCUUUAGGUUUAGUCGACUGCAUUUAGAGCAACCUCCCACAUAACCAAGUCAAAGUCACAUUGCACAUAGCAUGGCAGUAUAUACUAGGUCUUAGUGUGGAGCAUGCACCUAUACACUAAUGCUGUGUUUCACCCGUACCUAUUCUUUAUCUAUCCAACUGGAUGCCUUAUUGCAUUUGCAGUGAUUUGCUUACUUUCAUUGCAAGUGAUGAAUUGUGGUGCUAUUUUUACAUGAUAAUUCAGGAAAGAUUAAAGGAAUGUAUGACAUACUAUACCUUACCAUUAACCCCAAGAAUGUGACAUAACAGUGUUUACUGAUUAAAAAUAUAGCUAAACAUGCUUCAAGACAACCUCACAAUAUAUUCAAGUUGUCCUUGAGGAUAAAGCAACACAGCAAAUGCCCUUGUUGUGAUGGAAGUCACCUGUGUUGUACUCUUGUUAUUCAUAGCAAUUUAACUAUGCAUGAUUCUCACAUGCAGGAAUGACAAGGGUGAAUGUUCAUCAGAGAAAUUAUGCACAAGGUUCGUGGUAUAUUAAUAUGAGCAGUAGCCAUUUCAGACUUCCCUGAAGUAAUUGAUUACUGAUACAUGUCUGAGUGACCAUCAGGGUGCCCCUGGUGUCCCCCUUACAUAUACUGAUGUGGCAGUGCAAUGUUCAAUCUGUACUUCAUUGUUUCUAAAGGAAGGAAAUCCAUGAUUAAUAUAUGCCUGAUAUUUGUAAGCAACAGAUAACCCACCAGCUGAGCCACCACUUCAUAAGAGGUGAUGCGACCAAUCAAAUAAUGUGAUCAACUCUGUAUUGUGGCAUUCACCUACUACUUGAAAGAAUGUUGUUUUAGUGGCUUCCAUAGCAAGACAGAUUCUUUUAUUUAAUGGCUGAAUAUUCCUGAAAUCUAUGUAUUUACUGAUGUGGUAGGAAGCCAUGGAUUUGGGUGAGCAGAGUUGAGGAAUUUUAUCAUCUUGCAUUACAUUUUUUAUUAAAUUGUUUCUUCCUUGAACUUUUCAGCUUCAUAUAGAAUGCCACAUAACUAGAGCAUGUCUUAAAGUGUACAGAAUUUUUAGCUCCAUUGUUCUUUUCCCAACUCUGUCUGGUAGAAUGAUAACUAGGUUUUUCAUCAAACUUUUUCAAACUCUGAAGCUUUUAAGCCCUUAGAAAUUUGUAAGUCAUGGUCUUGUGUUCCAAACCUUUUAGCUCCCAAACGUUUAGAAGUACUUGCUGCACAAUAUUCUUGUAAAUUAAAUCUAAAACUAAUUUUUACUGAAAAGCACACCUAGGAACAGACCUCACAGUACGGUAGAGCCCACAGUGUAGACACCGUAGUGACAAGGGAGCUUAUAAUGUGUACAUAGAUUAACUUUUGCUAAUUAUACUAAUGCAGCAGAAUGUUGUAAUGUGGUCCCUGCUUUUGUGAUUGUCCGGAAUGUGAUCAAGGUUGUGCUCAAUGGAACCAAUGUCACUCAUUGUAACGACAGUGACUCACCCAAUCAGGUCUGUUUGCAAGUGUGCCAUUGUCAGCUACACAUAAAUAGAAGCAAAUGGGGCUCCAGUGUAUGAUGUCUUUUUCUAUUAGGGUAUGUUUGCCUAUUUUUACUCAUCAAUCCAAUCAGUACAGACUCAAGGGAAAAACUACCCUGAAAAAUUUGGCUGAGGCAAAAAAACAAAGUUGUCAAAAUUAAGAAUGUCAUCCAUUUUACUCUGACUAAUUAUUUUACCUCAGCUCAGUUUCAAGUGUUAGAUUUCCUGAUGUGAAUACAAAUUGGAAUUGUGCUCAGAAAUGGGUGAACAUUCCCUCAAACAUCUCAGUCUUUGUAAUAACGCAAAAGUAUCUCUUCCAUGCCGCCGCCUCACUUGGCCCAUUGAUUCUCGAGUGGUGGGAAAUACAGUCCGCCCUCAUACUUGCGGUGGCUUGCGGCCGUGCCUUAAGUCUCUCGUCUCCUAGUUUAGGGUCCAUCUGUCCUGCACCCCUGCUGUUCUCGGAGGUGCUGUGAUGCAUGGAUUGGUCACAGACCUCAGCCAUGUAUUGGGAGCCUCACUCAACCCAGUGGUAACAAAGUCAAUGGUGUUUGGUCAGAGAUCGGAUAUUGACUUACUUUCCAAACACCAGUAUGUUCACCAAUGUGUUUGCACCAUUCCAGAGUGCACAUACCAGGAAAAAAAGUUACUCUGAAAGAAUUGGCUUGGGGUAUGAAAAUUGUCUAGUGUCUAAAAAAUACCUAUCAAUUGUUAAUUUGGCAAUAUGCACUUCAUUUUCAUUCCUCAACUCAAAUUUCUAGAGAAGUAUUUUUAGUGAUAUGAGCACUGAUUGGUGAAAGAAUGUGUACAAAUUCAUGAACAAACCCAAUAUGACCAGCUUCA